Rhineura floridana is the source of this 5124-nucleotide messenger RNA. It is a transcript of the gene TTLL3, whose product is annotated as tubulin tyrosine ligase like 3. Gene Ontology annotation, cellular component: actin cytoskeleton; Arp2/3 protein complex; cilium. The record is from RefSeq and is a predicted model, not a curated record. Gene Ontology annotation, biological process: actin filament polymerization; cilium movement; Arp2/3 complex-mediated actin nucleation. Lineage: Eukaryota; Metazoa; Chordata; Lepidosauria; Squamata; Rhineuridae. The transcript is spliced from 19 exons. The coding region runs from base 608 to 3787 and encodes 1059 amino acids. Gene Ontology annotation, molecular function: protein-glycine ligase activity, initiating.
AGCGCGCAGAGGAGGGAGCCCCUUAGCGGCCGCGGGGCGGGGGAAGGGCAAGCAUAUAAAACGAAACUCUCCCGCAGAAUACGUCCUCCUUAGCUUACCGCCCCCUCCCUCAGCAGUCUUCUCAUUAGCUAAAUGGUCCCUCUAUUGUCCCGCCCCCUAUUGGCUGAGAGUCAAGUUCUACGGGCGAUGGGUCGACGUUUUCUUUCGUCUCCUGCCAUUGGCUGUGUUCUAUUUGGUCACGCCCACUCUCUGUUGUUCCCAAAUAUGGAGACAGGGAGUCUGGAUUAUACCAACCGAGAAAGGGGUUGGGAGGAACAGAAUGCCAAAGACAUUGGUUAUGUUACGCGCGUAGGUGGGUGAGUGGAGGUGUUGGUUCCCUUUCGGUGUGAUAUACGAAAGUCUUUCUCCCCCAUCCCAAACUCCUUAUUCUAGCGACUCGGUAGGAGCGAAGGGAGCGAGGGUAGGGAUCAAGAACACCCCCUCUACGAAGAGCUUUGGGACCAUCCAGAUAUUCUGGAAGUGGAGGAUUUUUUCUUGGUGGGGGUUACUUCCGCUUCCGUUCCCGGGACCAGGAUUCAAGGCUGCAGCCGCCGCCGCUUUUCCUGCCAUGACUGCCACCCUCCGCCCCUAUCUCAAUGCAGUGCGUGCUACCCUGCAGGCUGCCCUGUGCCUGGAGAACUUUUCGUCCCAGGUCGUGGAGCGGCACAAUAAGCCAGAGGUGGAAGUCAGGAGCAGCAAAGAACUACUGCUGCAGCCAGUGAUCAUCAGCAGAAAUGAGAAAGAGAAAGUCCUCAUUGAAGGGUCUAUCAACUCUGUGAGAGUUAGUAUUGCAGUGAAGCAGGCUGAUGAGAUUGAGAAGAUUCUGUGUCACAAAUUUAUGCGCUUCAUGAUGAUGAGAGCAGAGAACUUCUUCAUUUUACGUCGGAAACCAGUUGAGGGCUAUGACAUUAGCUUCCUGAUCACAAACUUCCAUACAGAGCAGAUGUACAAGCACAAGCUGGUGGACUUUGUCAUUCAUUUCAUGGAGGAAAUUGACAAGGAAAUCAGUGAAAUGAAGCUGUCGGUCAACGCCAGGGCUCGCAUUGUGGCAGAGGAGUUCCUCAAGAAUGUGACUGUGCAGUGCGCCAUGACUGACAUAACUGUCCACUGUGAGUUGCUCUACAGGCAGUGGAGCUGGCACCAAGAAUAUGCAGGAGAUGCAGCCUCUCUGAUAGAUGGACACUCACAACGUAGCAUCAGCUUCAACUUUUCCUUCAACCCAGAGCGCCUUAAGCAAGCCAGACAAUACGUGGAGAGAGCCAUCAAGCAAAGGAAGAUCUUCAUGGUGCAUGGCCCUUACCCUGUGAUCCGGAGACGACUGCUUGGCAGGGGUUGGGUGGAGAGGAAGUUUCCCAAGUUGGCUAAGGUUGUUAAUAAGCGAGAACGUAUGCCUGAUGGGGAGCAUGAAGAAGAUGGAGAUGACAGUGAUGUGCCUGAUGAUGAUGAUGAGGAGGAGGAGGAGGAAGAUGAACAAGAUGAUGCCAUUGAUAGUACCUAUAGCCUCAUGUCAAGGCUGGUUCGCAACCAGAUCCCUUAUUUUAUAUGGACCAACCGGCGUGAUGUCAUUGACUGCCGCUUCCUGCGUAAAGAUCAGAUGAUGAAUCACUAUGCCAGGGCAGGCACCUUCACCACCAAGGUAGGGCUGUGUCUUAACCUACGAAACCUGCCAUGGUUUGACCAGGCUGAUGCUGAUACAUUUUUUCCACGCUGUUACCGCCUUGGAGCUGCAGAUGAAAAACAUGCCUUUAUUGAGGAUUUCCAGCUCACUGCAGCCAGAAGCCUUCUCAAAGUGGUGGUGAAACGAUACUGGAACAAGCCCCCCACCAUGACAACAAUGGAUGAUGAUCAGAAUGACCUCCCAAAUGGCCAGGAGUCUCCAGAAGCUAAACAGUGCACCAGCCGGAAGAAAGGGGCCCAACUCUCAUCCCAGAUAAUUGAGAACGCGAUACAUGCCUGCGAGGAGCACUUGAGCAGCUUAAGGCAUCAGGACAUUGACAGAGAAUCCGGAUCUCCUUUGCUAAUGACAAAGGCACACUGGGAAGAUUUUCUAAAUGGCUACUACCAAGUAGCCCACGAGGGGACACAGAUGGUGCAGACAGGUGCCCAUGUCGAGCGGUGUGAAGAUGUCCUGCACCGACUGGCAAAGGUUGUUCCCCAGCUGGACAUGGAAGGUGACAGGAGCAUAUGGAUUGUAAAGCCAGGAGCCAAGUCCCGGGGCAGAGGCAUCAUGUGCAUGGACCGCUUGGAGGAAAUUGUGAAGCUAGUGGAUUGCGAUCCCAUGAUCGUCAAGGAUGGCAAGUGGGUGGUACAGAAAUACAUUGAGACACCCCUGCUCAUAUUUGGCACCAAGUUUGAUCUGCGCCAGUGGUUUCUGGUGACUGACUGGAACCCACUUACCAUCUGGUUCUACCGGCAUAGCUACAUCCGCUUCUCUACACAGCCCUUUUCUCUACACAACCUGGACACCUCCAUCCACCUCUGCAAUAACUCCAUCCAGAAGCACUAUGAGAACUCACUGAAUCGCCACUCUGAGCUUCCCCCUGACAACAUGUGGUCAUCUGAGCAGUUCCAGAUCCACCUGCGGCAGAUGGGGGCACCUGAGGCGUGGUCAAAGGUGAUUGUGCCUGGCAUGAAGGCAGCGAUCAUUCACGCCAUGCAAACCUCACAAGACUUGGUGGAGUUCCGCAAAAACAGCUUUGAGCUCUACGGCGCAGACUUUCUCUUUGGAGAAAACUACCAGCCGUGGUUGAUUGAGAUCAAUGCUAGCCCCACUAUGGCAGCCUCCACUGCCGUCACCACCCGACUUUGUGCCAGCGUACAAGAAGACACCCUACGUGUGGUCAUUGACCGCAAGUAUGAUCGCAACUGCAACACAGGAAACUUUGAGCUCAUCUACAAGCAGGCAGCUGUGGAAAUCCCACAGUAUGUUGGCACUAGCCUUGUAGUAGAAGGGUCCACUGUCAAGAAGCCUCGGCCUGCAUUCCAAAGAAGCCCUGUUCCUGGUGAUAACAGGAACAGCUGUAGCCAGCAGCAGCCCAAGGCCUUGAAGCUGACCUACCGACGCAGUAACCAUGAUACCCCUCGACCACCUACCCCAUGCUGGGCAUCCGCAUACAGCAAGGCAACAGAGCCAGCAGCUCCUGGAAAGGAGAACAAAGCCAGGGAGAAGACUCCCUCCAGCAAGAUCCUUUCUUCAAUGUCUGUGAGGUUCAAGCUGCCCAGCAAGCUCAAACCGGACCCUCGUAACAGGAGGAUCCUGAUGGCACACAGCAUGGCUACCACCACUGUUAUCCCAGGGGACAAGUUGUCACACCCGGCUCAGCUCUGUGGCAAAUCCAGCUCUCAGAAUCUGGACCCUGGCCCACAGGAGUCCACCCUGCAUCAUGCCAAGGUCUCCAAGCCUACCAGUGUGAUGGUUCAGGUGCCCAGCAAAGCAACCCCAGUGGCAGGCCCGGCUGCAUUCCACAAGCUCCCCUGCCUCUUCUGCAAAGAUGAAAAGGCUGUGGCAAGUUGGCAAGUGCUGCGCUGCUGUUCCAGAGCUGGGCCUUUACUUCCUAGAGCUCCCAAAUUCUACUACAGCAAGGCAGUCAUCUCAUGCCAGGCUCAGGAUGAGCAGCAGCAGCAGCUGCCACCUCUGGUACCAGCUUUUGAAAACCAGAAGCCUGUAUUGCCUCGCGUAGGGGGAAAAGACUAUGAAACCACCUGGAAUAAUUCCACCAUGGUAGAGGACUCUGUGUCUUCAGUCUGAUAAAAAUGGAAGAGGAGCUCCAGUGGAGUUGCACUUAGAAAUACACUCUAGUUUUGAGCUCUUAGAAGACUUCUAGUGGAUCACAUGAUGCCUGAAUCAGUUGCCUAAAUUCUGAAGAUGACUGGGGCUCUUCAACUUCCCUGCACCUGCCUGUGGAAGUAGAUUUCUGCUAUGGUAUUCCCAUCAUGUGGUUAGAUAAACUUUAGGAAGAUUUCAAACCCUCAGCAUGAAAAACCAAGCACCCUUUGAGACACCUUCCUCCACACCCAAGAAGAGAAGAGACUAAAAGCCAUGGAAAAAGAAGACCAAAGCUGCUGAGAGUGAGAGACCUGUUGCUCAUAGAGAGCACCCUGGUCAAAGCAGGGGAGGAGGGCAUUGACAGUUUUUUAUCUAGCAGGGGCAAUACAAAUUGCUCUCUUGCUGUAAACAUACAAACAUGCAGACCCACACACACACACCCUUCCAGGAAGAUAACAUAUGGUUCCAUUGUUCUAUCUCACAUGCUAAAACAAAGAACCAUGAUUGUGACCCUCUGCCUUUGUCAAUCCUUAACCCAGGGAUCAGCAACUGGUGUGUUCAGAGCUCAGUUGGGCUCCCUUAAUCAAGACCAGUUACCAGCACCCACUGCUGCCAACUCACAAGCAAGAGUAUAUGAGCAGAGGGAUUGGCGGGUCUGGCUAUGGGGCAUGCUGGCAAUCCAUUUUGGGGAAGUGGGGACAGUCUGGUACUUUUUAUUGCCUCAAAAUAGCUUUCCAGUAAAAAACUAAUUGCUAGCCAGGGACUUAAACAUGAAUUGCAACCUGGCCAGUUUAUAACUAACCAGCCUGUAAAUCUAGUAUAAUUGCUCUGACAGUGAGAAAUAGUGUUAAAAUAAGUGGAGGAAAAAUAAGAGAAAUCUUAGUUUUAAUACCAUUGUAGAAGUUUGCUAAGAACAGAUGCCUGGUCAUUUUUUUAAAAUGUAAAGAUAUGUAUGUAUGGGGAAAUAGUGAUCUAGGGCAGCCUUUCCCAACCUUUGGGCCCCCAGAAGUUGUUGGACUAUAACAGCCAUCAGGCCCAGCCAGCAUGGCCAAUGGUCAGGGAUGAUGGGAAUUGUAGUCCAGCAAAUUCUGGAGACCAGCAGGUUGAGAAAGGCUGACUAGAGGACAGAAUUCUACAGACCCCAUUCUUUAAAGAAGUAUUAUUCUUGAAGUAGGUUUCAGGUAGGAUUGCCACUCUUUUCCCCCUUGCAGUGCUCCUGUGACCUUAACAGCUGGCAGGCAAUCAGAUUCAGCAGAUGAUACAUUUUUCAUCACUAGGGGUGGUAUCUAGAUACAUCCAAUAGCACAAGCAUUUCCACU